AUGGCAAGGAGGAAAUUCAGCGGAUUAGAAAUCUCCUUGAUUGUCCUGUUUGCAAUUGUUUCUAUAAUUGCUGUGGCCUUAGUUGUAACAUUAGCAACAAAAGCACCAGCAAUCAGAGAAUAUGUUUCUGGAACUACCCCAUCUACUCCAGGAAAGUGCCCAAGUGAUGCAAAUUCCAAUAUAAAUGGGAGAAUAAACUGCAUACCAGACCAAUAUGCAACAGAGACACUAUGCGCCCAGCGUGGCUGCUGCUGGAGUCCACUGGAUAGCACUACCCAGCCUUGGUGCAUCUUUGGGGAGAACCAUGGUUACAGAGUUUAUGAACGGGGGACAACUAACUCUGGACUGCAACUUAAAUUAAGCAGGAUAUCUUCACCUUCUUUAUUUGGAAAUGACAUUAACAAUGUCUUACUCACAACACAAAGUCAGACAGCCAGUCGAUUGCGAUUCAAGAUUACUGACCCAAACAACAAAAGAUUUGAAGUUCCCCAUCAGUAUGUCACAGAAUUUACUCAACCAGCAGCUUCUGAUACAAAAUAUGACAUACAAGUGACUGACAACCCAUUUAGCAUCAAAGUAAUUCGAAAAAGCAAUAACCGAGUUUUGUUUGACACCAGCAUUGGGCCUCUGGUUUACUCAAACCAGUACUUACAACUCUCAGUCAAAUUACCCAGUGAAUAUUUCUAUGGUAUUGGAGAGCAUAUACACAAACGGUUCCGUCAUGAUACCUACUGGAAAAACUGGCCCAUCUUUACCCGGGAUGAACUGCCUGGUGAUAACAACCACAAUUUAUAUGGCCAUCAUACGUUCUUCACAUGCAUUGAAGAUAACACAGGACUGUCUUUUGGAGUUUUCCUUAUGAACAGCAAUGCAAUGGAGAUUUUUGUCCAGCCAACCCCUAUUGUAACUUACAGGGUCACAGGUGGAAUUCUGGACUUUUACAUUUUUCUAGGAGAUAAUCCAGAAGAAGUUGUCCAACAAUAUACUGAGCUUAUUGGACGGCCAGUGAUGCCAGCAUACUGGGGUCUGGGAUUCCAACUGAGCCGCUGGAAUUACCUAAAUAUUACUGAGCUGAGAAAUGUGGUGGAAAGAAAUCGGGCAGCUGGCAUUCCUUUUGAUGUUCAAGUCACGGACAUUGACUACAUGGAGCAAAAGAAAGAUUUUACUUAUGAUACGCAAAAUUUUUCAGGACUCCCUGAUUUUGUUCGAGAUUUGCACAACUAUGGACAAAAAUAUGUCAUCAUUCUGGACCCUGCCAUUUCUAUAGAAAGACGAAUUAAUGGAGCUGCAUAUGAGACAUAUGAGAGGGGAACAGCACAAAAUGCGUGGAUAAAGGAGGCAGAUGGGGUAACACCACUCAUUGGAGAGGUCUGGCCUGGCUUCACUGUGUUUCCAGAUUUCACCAAACCAGAAUGUGUAGAGUGGUGGGCAAACGAAUGUCAAAUUUUUCACAACACAGUGCCUUAUGAUGGAUUAUGGAUUGAUAUGAAUGAAGUUUCCAGCUUUGUUCAAGGAUCAAGGAGAGGAUGUGCAGUCAACAAUCUGAACUACCCACCCUUCACUCCAGGUAUCCUUGACAGAGUCAUGUUUUCAAAGACCAUUUGCAUGGAUGCUGUGCAGAACUGGGGGAAGCAGUAUGAUGUCCACAGCCUUUAUGGAUACAGCAUGGCAAUUGCUACAGAAAGAGCCAUUGAAAGGGUAUUUCCAAAUAAAAGAAGCUUCAUUUUGACCCGCUCAACUUUUGCUGGCUCUGGAAAAUAUGCUGCCCAUUGGUUAGGAGACAACACUGCUUCAUGGGAACAAAUGGAAUGGUCAAUCCCUGGACUGCUGGAAUUUAGCCUGUUUGGAAUACCUUAUGCUGGAGCAGACAUCUGUGGCUUUCUGGGUGACACGACAGAAGAGCUGUGCACUCGAUGGAUGCAGCUUGGAGCAUUUUAUCCAUUUUCAAGAAAUCAUAAUGGGGAAAUAUACAAGCCUCAAGACCCAGCUGUUUUUGGAGCAAAUUCUAUUUUGGUCAAGUCAUCGCGAAAUUAUCUGACUAUCCGCUACACUUUGCUGCCCUUCCUCUAUACCCUGUUUUACAAAGCUCAUGUAUAUGGUGACACAGUGUCCAGACCAAUCCUUCAUGAGUUUUAUACAGAUGAAAACAGCUGGGUUGAGGACACUCAAUUCCUGUGGGGUCCUGCCUUGCUUAUCACACCUGUUCUUAAACAGGGUGCUGAAACAGUCAGUGCAUAUAUUCCUGAUGCAACUUGGUAUGACUAUGAAACAGGGGCCAAAAGAACAUGGAGAAAACAACGAGUUGACAUGUAUCUCCCAAUAGACAAAAUAGGAUUACAUCUGAGAGGAGGUUACAUUUUGCCCACUCAGCAGCCCGAUGUAACAACAACUGCCAGUCGUCAGAAUCCCCUUGGCCUCAUUAUUGCAUUGGAUGACGAUAACACAGCUAAAGGAGACUUCUUUUGGGAUGAUGGAGAAAGUAAAGAUUCAAUAGAACAGGAAAACUACAUCCUGUAUAACUUUACAGUUGCCUCUAAUACCUUAAACAUUCUUGUUGUACAUCCAUCAAAUUCAUUCAGCUCAUUAGCUUUUGAAGAAAUUAAAAUUCUUGGAUUUGAAUACAAUGCUAAUAGUGUCACAGUGACUGAUCUAAAUGACAAUCCAAUAUCAUCUAAUCAUAAAUGGAGUCAUGAUCCUUCAAACAAGGUUCUUCAAAUUACAGGACUCAGGCUUUCCCUAGGACAAUCCUACCAAGUGAAAUGGACUUCAUCCUUCCCUGAAAAAGAAAGAUUUAAUUGCUAUCCUGAUAUGGAUGGUGAAAACGAGGCGAACUGCAGACAGCGGGCUUGUUUGUGGAAUGUGCCUACCACUGACAAUUUAGCACCCAAGUGCUAUUUUCCUGCAAAUGAUGAUCCUUAUACUGUCAGUUCUGUAGCAUAUACAGCAACAGGCAUAACAGCUGAUCUCAAAUUAACCUCUUCAAAAGCAGCAAGUCCUAGGAUAUCAGCAUAUCCUAAUCCUAUUCAGAAUCUUCGACUGGAGGUGAAAUAUCACAAAAAUGAAAUGCUACAGUUUAAGAUUUAUGAUGCUGACAGAAAGAGAUAUGAAGUUCCAGUACCACUAAACAUCCCUACUACACCUACAAGCACUUACGGAGAAAGGCUCUAUGAUGUUGAAAUUAAGGAAAAGCCAUUUGGUAUCCAAAUCCGUCGAAGGAGCACAGGAGUAGUCAUCUUUGAUACUCAGUUGCCUGGAUUUGCUUUUCAUGACCAGUUCAUUCAGAUAUCGACUCGCCUGCCUUCAGAAUUCAUCUAUGGAUUUGGAGAAGUUGAACAUACUGCAUUUAAGCGAAAUCUGAACUGGCAUACUUGGGGAAUGUUCACCAGGGACCAGCCUCCCGGUUACAAACUGAAUUCCUAUGGCUUCCAUCCCUAUCACAUGGUUAUGGAAAAUGAAGGCAAUGCUCAUGGAGUCCUUCUGCUCAACAGUAAUGCAAUGGAUGUGACAUUCCAGCCAACUCCAGCUCUGACUUACCGCACUGUUGGUGGGAUCUUGGACUUUUACAUGUUUUUGGGUCCAACUCCUGAAGGGGCAUCUAUACAAUAUCAUGAUUUCAUUGGCCAUCCAGUUAUGCCACCUUACUGGGGUUUGGGAUUCCAGCUGUGUCGUUAUGGAUACCGAAACACCUCUGAGAUUGUUACUGUCUAUGAAGGGAUGGUAAAUGCCAGGAUCCCUUAUGAUAUACAGUACACAGACAUCGACUACAUGGAACGACAACUUGAUUUUACCCUUCGUGACAGAUUCCAGGAACUCCCACAGUUUGUUGACAGAAUAAGAAAUGAAGGGAUGAGAUACAUUAUUAUUCUGGAUCCUGCAAUUUCUGGAAAUGAGACUCAACCCUAUCCUGCAUUUACCAGAGGGCUUGAGAAGGAUGUCUUUGUCAAAUGGCCCAAUACUGAUGAAAUUUGUUGGGCAAAGGUUUGGCCAGACUUGCCCAAUAUCACCAUAGAUGAAAGCUUGACUGAAGAUGAAGCUGUAAAUGCUUCCCGAGCUCAUGUAGCUUUCCCAGACUUUUUCCGGGCAAACACCCCCGAGUGGUGGACAACUGAAAUUGUAGAUUUCUACAAUGAUGUGAUGAAGUUUGAUGGUUUGUGGAUUGAUAUGAAUGAACCAUCUAGCUUUGUCAAUGGGACAACUUCUAAUGUGUGCCGGAAUGACACGCUAAAUUAUCCACCUUAUUUUCCAGCUCUAACAAAAAGAGGAGAGGGAUUGCAUUUCAGAACAAUUUGCAUGGAAGCUGAACAGAUCCUGAGUGAUGGAACCUCAGUACUACACUAUGACGUCCACAACUUAUAUGGAUGGUCCCAGAUAAAACCAACUUAUGAUGCCUUGCAAAAAACAACAGGAAAACGAGGAAUCGUUAUCUCUCGUUCCACAUUCCCCACUGGUGGUCGAUGGGGAGGACAUUGGCUUGGUGACAACUAUGCAAACUGGGACAAUUUGGACAAAUCCAUCAUUGGUAUGAUGGAGUUUAGCCUCUUUGGGAUAUCAUAUACUGGCGCUGACAUCUGUGGCUUUUUCAACAAUUCAGAAUAUGAGCUCUGUACCAGGUGGAUGCAACUUGGAUCAUUUUAUCCAUUUUCUAGAAACCACAACAUUGCCUUUACUCGGAGACAAGAUCCUGUUUCUUGGGAUGAAGCUUUUGCAAACAUGUCGAGGAAUGUUCUUAAUAUCAGAUACACUCUACUGCCUCAUUUCUACACACUAAUGCAUGAAAUCCAUGCUAAUGGUGGUACAGUCAUCCGCCCUGUCUUACAUGAGUUCUUUGAUGAUAAGGAAACCUGGGAAAUCUUCAAGCAGUUUCUCUGGGGCUCAGGCUUUUUGGUCAGCCCAGUUUUGGAGCCUGGUCUCAGAAGCGUACGUGCAUAUGUGCCUGAUGCCCGCUGGUUUGAUUACCACACGGGGCUAGAUAUUGGAAUUAGGAAGCAAUAUACAGAUUUUGAUGCUCCUCUAGAUAAAAUCAACCUUCAUGUACGGGGUGGUCAUAUUCUUCCUUGUCAGGAGCCUGCCCAGACUACGUUUUAUAGUCGAAAAAAUUACAUGGGGCUCAUUGUUGCUGUGGAUGAUGACCGAACGGCAAGAGGUUCAUUGUUCUGGGAUGAUGGAGAAAGCAUUGAUACUUACGAAAGAGGCCAAUACCUGUCAGUACAGUUUAGGUUAAAUCAGACUACUCUGACAAGUACUGUCUUAUAUCGGGGGUAUUCAAACCCCGAUGAGCUGAGGCUUGGAUAUAUCAAAGUAUGGGGAAAAGACAAGUCUUCAGUUUCAAGUGUUCAACUCACAUACAAUGGCGUGACUGAAAGUGUCAACUUUAAUAAUGACGCAAACAAUGGGAUAUUAGAAAUCCGUCUUAGUGACAAAAAUAUCAUCUUGGAGAACAACAUAGAAAUUACUUGGAGGACAUGAGAACCAAAUGUGAACUUCAAUUUUCAAAGGAAAGGACUAAUCUACGAUUUCAAUUAAUGUG
Molecule: messenger RNA, 5527 nt
Organism: Dromiciops gliroides (monito del monte)
Lineage: Eukaryota; Metazoa; Chordata; Mammalia; Microbiotheria; Microbiotheriidae
Gene: SI
Product: sucrase-isomaltase
Exons: 47
Coding region: 1-5466 (1821 amino acids)
Biological process (GO): carbohydrate metabolic process
Molecular function (GO): carbohydrate binding; alpha-1,4-glucosidase activity
Source: RefSeq, a predicted model, not a curated record